Hipposideros armiger (great roundleaf bat) is the source of this 1913-nucleotide messenger RNA. Its product is annotated as HLA class I histocompatibility antigen, B-67 alpha chain-like. NCBI's taxonomy places the organism in Eukaryota, Metazoa, Chordata, Mammalia, Chiroptera, Hipposideridae. The transcript is spliced from 8 exons. The coding region runs from base 51 to 1154 and encodes 367 amino acids. Gene Ontology annotation, biological process: antigen processing and presentation of endogenous peptide antigen via MHC class I via ER pathway, TAP-independent; antigen processing and presentation of endogenous peptide antigen via MHC class Ib; positive regulation of T cell mediated cytotoxicity. Gene Ontology annotation, molecular function: signaling receptor binding; peptide antigen binding. The record is from RefSeq and is a predicted model, not a curated record. Gene Ontology annotation, cellular component: external side of plasma membrane.
CCGCACGCAGAUCGCACGCAGAUCGUCCCCAGACCCCGAGGAGGCGCAUAAUGGGCCCCGGGACCCUCGUCCUGCUGCUCUCCGGGGCCCUGGGCCUGACGGGGACCCGGGCGGGCUCCCACUCCCUGAGGUAUUUCUUCACUUCCUGGUCCCGGCCCGGCGGCGGGGAGCCCCGGUUCAUCUCCGUCGGCUACGUGGACGACAUGCAGUUCGUGCGGUUCGACAGCGACGCCGCGAGUCCGAGGGCGGAGCCGCGGGCGGCGUGGAUGGAGGGGCCGUGGGUGGAGCAGGCGCUGCCGGGGUACUGGGAGCGGAACACGCAGUUAUACGAGGACACCGCACAGACUGACCGAGUGAGCCUGCACACCCUGCGCCGCUACUACAACCAGAGCGAGGCCGGGUCUCACACCAUCCAGAGGAUGUCCGGCUGCGACGUGGGGCCGGACGGGCGCCUCCUCCGCGGGUACUGGCAGGCCGCCUACGACGGCGCUGAGUACAUCGCCCUGAACGAGGACCUUUCCUCCUGGACCGCGGCCGACACGGCGGCUCAGAUCUCCCGGCGCAAGUGGGAGGCGGCCGGUGGGGCGGAGAGCCUGAGGGGCUACUUUGAGGGCCUGUGCCUGGAGUGGCUACGCAAAUACCUGGAGAAGGGGAAGGAGACGCUGCUGCGCGCAGACCCUCCAAAGACACACGUGACCCACCACCCCAGCUCUGACCGUGGCGUCACCCUGAGGUGCUGGGCUCUGGGCUUCUACCCUGCGGAGAUCACCUUGACCUGGCAGCGUGAUGGGGAGGACAUGACCCAGGACACGGAGCUCGUGGAGACCAGGCCUGCAGGGGAUGGGACCUUCCAGAAGUGGGCAGCUGUGGCGGUGCCUCCUGGAGAGGAGCAGAGAUACACGUGCCAUGUGCAGCACGAGGGGCUACCCGAGCCCCUGACCCUGAGAUGGGAGCCACCUCCUCAGGCCACCAACUCCAUUGGCAUGGUGAUGGGCAUCAUUGUUGGGGUGCUGGUCCUCCUCGGAGCUGUGGUGGCUGGAGCUGUGCUGUGGAGGAGGAGGCUCUCAGGUGGAAAAGGAUGGAGCUACGCUCAGGCUACAAGAUGUGACAGUGCCCAGAGCUCUGAUGUGUCUCUCACGGCUUCUAAAGCGUGAGACAGUUGCUUUGUGGGGGACUGAGUGAUGCAAGAUGUGUUCAUGCUCCAGUUUGUGACUUCAGGAACCUCUGACCUCUCUUUCUGCAAAGGGCAUCUUAAUGUGUCUGCGUUCCUCUCAGCAUCAUGUGAGGAGGUGGGAGACUGCCCGCCCCCUGCCCUCCAUGCCCCCUCUCAACACUGAGCCUCUUCGCUGACCCACUGUCCUGUUCCAGCAGAGGCUGUUUCCAUCCCCGCUUUUACUUUGUGUUACACUGAGCAGCAACUUCUUACAUCUUAUUGAAAUAAUCAUCUGGAUAUGGAUUUGUUUUUUUCAGUUGUUGCCAUGAAGGGUUGAUGGGUUAAUAGAAGAAGAAAAUCCUAAGGUUUCAGAGGAAAUAAACGGAAGCACUGAGAACCUUCCAGAAUCCAUGUGUUGGCUGUGCUGAGUCUAUUGCAGGUGGAGACAGGAGAGGCUGUGAGGACCGAGCGUGGAUGCGGACUGAGCCCAUUCAAUGCUCAGGGCAUUGUGGGCAUCGACGUGGUCACUCCUCGGCUGGGUGACCUCUCUGCCCCUUUGUCCUUGUCCCUUCAGUAGAACCUUGUCCCACUAGGACCUGUGAUCCCAGAGACUUGAACAUCCCCCAGGCCUGGUCUUGUCAGUAAGGGCUUCGUGUGUCUGGGUCAGCCUAGUCUCAGGCCUGGCCUGGCCCUCAGCCCCCAUCUUUUGGGUGUUCAUUUGUGUUUCUAUAGAGGAAUAUAACUGGUUUUGUUCUUGUUA